Messenger RNA from Paramacrobiotus metropolitanus, 1453 nucleotides. RefSeq lists its product as uncharacterized. Bases 79 to 1116 code for a protein of 345 amino acids. The transcript is spliced from 4 exons. The record is from RefSeq and is a predicted model, not a curated record. NCBI's taxonomy places the organism in Eukaryota, Metazoa, Tardigrada, Eutardigrada, Parachela, Macrobiotidae.
CUGAUUAAAGACAUCGAUAACGUGUCAGAAAUCGAUAACGAUAAAAGUCAGUUUGAACAGACAGAAAAAGUUUACAUAAUGGAACGCGAGGAAAAAUCCUCGUUUAGAAUCGAGAGUGUGUCAAAAAAUGUUAGUGCGAAUUCCACGGUUAUUAGUUUUAUAAAAAAUACGAGCAGUCAAUUGAUUCCGAAUUAUCUGCGACCGUCCCAUUUUAAUGAAACCGCGGAAGCUAUUGCUGUGUCAACUUCGUCAGAAUAUAGCGCGGUAUAUCCUGAGAAAGCGCCAAAAAACGCGGGCCUUAAUUUUACUGUACCUAUUUCUUUCGAUGAAGACAGCAAUAAGUCGCUGGCAUCAACCUCCGUUGAUUUUGAUUACAAGUUGUUUUUUGAAUCGUCGAAUUUAUCUGGUCUUGUUUCAUGGAGUCAGGAAAAUACGUCGCAAUUAGUAAUGGAUUUUGCUGAUUUUAUAAUCAACGACACGGCGUAUAUAUCAGUUGAUUUUGCGGAGAAUUCGCUUUUUAAUUUUUCUUCUUCGUCUGAUGUGGUGAAUAAUGAAAAUGCAACUUUCAUUCAUGUGCAUGAUGAUAAUUCCACUGUGGGACGCGACAUUAACAACGAGACGGUACACGUCUGCCCUCCAUGCCCAUCGUGUUUUACAGGGCAACCAACUCCGACACCUUUGGAAUUUGGUGUAGGUGGUGUGGUCGGCGUCACAGUUGCUGUUAUUGGAUGCGUUUUAAUUGGAGCUUUCCUGCUUUUCCGCAAGCGCGAGAAAAUCCGCAGUUUUUUCCAUCGGACGGCCGAACCUUCUGCCCCCGUUGAAGAAGACGCUCCUGACAAUUUCAACAACGAAAAUUAUGUCGGCCCCGGCGAGCAACCCGAAGCAGAGAACGGUGCCGCCAGCGGAAGUGAGUCCGUUAGCAACGGCAACAUCGGCGACGAUGAAUUGUUUCUUAGCGCUGUUGAUUUGGAAGAUGAAGCGCGGAUCGGUGAUGGAGUCGUUCGCUCACAACCUGGACCCGCGAACGAUGCGACUCUCCAACGUGUGGUCCCAGAGCGCCAACACACCGGAAUUCCAUCGCGGGAUGGCUGCAUAUUCCGCCAGCGUCAUUUAUGACACUUUGGCCCGCGAAAAUGAAGGCGCUGCUGCCAGUGGCAUUCGGUUGUGGCGUAGUUGUGAGAGAUUCAGACAUGAAGAGAAUUAACAUUUUGCUUUGAUUGCUAUCUGCGUAACAGUGUAAAUUCGCCAAGCCGGCGACGAGAAUCAUCUUGAAAAAAAAUUUCUUGCUGUUUAAAUGGAUUAUUUUAAAAUUGCAAUUGCUGUUUUUGCGUUCUGCUAUCAAUUCAUUUGCUUACGUAUUUGUUUUUUGACCGUAUAGCCACAUUUUAUUUUGACCAUAUUGUAAUUCUUCUGUUAAUGGUGGUAUGAUUUUCUCCUAUAAUUCUGAUUGUAU